GCGUGUUCUGAACUCUGAAUGAUGGCUAAUGGCUUGACGAGGGGCUUUGAAAGGGGACGAAACAUCAUGAGAUCCUAUGGCAUUCUAUCAUUGCUGCUCGUUGAUCUUUUCUUCAGAUCUGCAAGUGGUUACUUGAGCUCCGCGUAUACGGGUGAAGGCCCUCCGCGCAACACAUAUACAUCUCCGGCCAGCUCGAGUCAAACCAGCCCGGGUCUAUCCACAGCAUCGUCAAAGUCCGCAGUUGACAACGAGAAGUACACAGCCAAAUGUCCUAGCGGGGGACUGUGCAGUAAGUUACCAGCAGACUGCUUCAACUGUUCCUACCAUCACAACUGCAGUUAUGGCAAGCCAACCAAUUUCACCUGCAGCACCAAUACUGGAGUGCACUGUGUGGAUGGGUCAAAGAGGCAACAGAAAACCUUUAACCUGACUGUUGCCUGCCAGUUUUGCUGGCAGCUGGAUCCGUCUCAGUACCGCUGUAACAUCUCCACCAUCUGCACGACUGUGGCGUGCCCUCGCAAGCGCUACAAGGCCACCUGUAAGGUCCUGGAUCAUGUCAACUGCUUAGGGCAAAGGGAAUUUCAGAAGCGUCUCUUCUGCAACUGGACUGGGGGAUAUAAAUGGUCUACAGCGCUGACGCUCAGCAUUACCCUGGGUGGGUUCGGCGCUGACCGGUUCUAUCUGGGCCAGUGGAGGGAGGGGCUGGGCAAACUCUUCAGCUUUGGAGGUUUGGGCAUCUGGACCCUGAUCGAUGUCCUGCUCAUCGCUGUCGGUUACGUGGGGCCGGCCGAUGGCUCUCUCUACAUCUAAGACUCUGACACGGCAGAAGACAAAAACAAACCAUGGACCAAACGUCACCACUCCCAGCCAGUUCAAAGACAAUGUUAUGGAUUACGGACCCCCCCCCCCCCCGUUUCUUUUAGAGCCCACCUGGCUGGCUCCAUAGUGAUUACGUGAUUUCCAGUCCUUUUGGCAUGUGUGCGGGCAUCCACACUCCCUCUGCCACCAUUCCCAUCUGCGCGGGGAGCUCUGGCUCCGCGGCUGCGAGUUUGGCUCCUGGCGCUGCCGAGACAGGCGGUGCGUUGCAGUGUGUGAGGGGAGGGCAUCUGCAGCUGGCGCGUGCCCCACACCGCCAACGUGCCGGGGUUUUACCUCCCCCAGACGGAGCCUGAAGGAGAAGGUGGAGUCUGACUGAAGCUUGGACGCUUUCCACGAUCGUUUUGUCCUCGUGUCGUCCCGGAGAUGAGGCGAUGUCCCGACAGAGAGGCAGCCCUCCCUCCCUACCUCCCUCCCUCCCUCGCACCUUUGGCCGCUGUAGCUUAUAGACGUGCAGAGUCCUUUGGAGGGUGGUUCAAGUCUUUUUAUGCUGAGAAGGAACAGGACUUCCCUAAAGAUGUCACUUGUGUAUUUCACCACGCAGUGUAGCAUCACAACUGUAUAUAAAAACGGUGUGUUGUGAUAAAUUUGUAUAGACUGUCAUCACGUUUGUGCCGUUAUGUAUCAUUCGUUUGCUUGUUUGGCUUUCGUUAAGCGCUCAAACAGGAUAUGGUUAUAGGAACCCUUCCGUCACCACUGUCGGUUUGUGUGGCGUCAGCAAGGCCAUUGGGUUUCAUGGUUCCCGUAUACUCACUGUCCAAUCAGGUUUUGAAGACCUUACCACUCCCAUGAUGCAUGACCAGGGAAGGAGAGAUUACAAAUAAAUCGUGCAAACCUGCAAAACAAGGUAGUCCUGUGAAAUGGAGUCCUCUUGUGGCUGUUCACGUAAUAGAGCUCUGACCUGUGAAA
Messenger RNA from Electrophorus electricus (electric eel), 1785 nucleotides. RefSeq names its product TM2 domain containing 3 (gene tm2d3). NCBI's taxonomy places the organism in Eukaryota, Metazoa, Chordata, Actinopteri, Gymnotiformes, Gymnotidae. The record is from RefSeq and is a predicted model, not a curated record.